This is a messenger RNA of Lithohypha guttulata, 1638 nucleotides long. It is a transcript of the gene RBT7, whose product is annotated as Ribonuclease T2 precursor (RNase T2). The record is from RefSeq and is a predicted model, not a curated record. The coding region runs from base 1 to 1638 and encodes 545 amino acids. The transcript has a single exon. Gene Ontology annotation, cellular component: extracellular region. Gene Ontology annotation, biological process: RNA catabolic process. Lineage: Eukaryota; Fungi; Ascomycota; Eurotiomycetes; Chaetothyriales; Trichomeriaceae. Gene Ontology annotation, molecular function: ribonuclease T2 activity; RNA binding.
AUGGAGACACGAAUAUUCAUGCUGCAGCUGCUUCUCCAAUUCUUGGUGCUUCGCGUCGAAUCCCGUCUUAAUGCUGGACGUGACUCUGAACAUCGCAUUCCAACUAUCGACUCCGCGAUAUGCAUACCAGCCGUGUCAUGCUCGCUGAAAUCAGUGCCCAACUUGGACGGGUGCUGCAUCAACGACCCUUCCGGACAUUUUCUCCAGACUCAAUUCUGGGACACAGAACCACCGCAAGGAGGUCCUACUUCGUGGACAAUUCAUGGUCUUUGGCCAGAUUGGUGUGAUGGCGGGUUUGAUGCAUAUUGCGAUUCCUCCAGGACUCAUUCGGCCGAGGCCAUAAUAGGGAUCUUGUCCAAUGCAAGCACAGCACAAGUCGUCGGCGGUACACGACCAGGCUUGCUGGAGUUCAUGACAAAACAUUGGCUAUCGCUCGACUCUAACAAUGCACAUCUUUGGACUCAUGAAUGGAAUAAGCACGGGACUUGCAUAUCAACAUUGCGGCCGAAGUGCUAUGAGAACCAUCAGUCGAGCACGAGGUCGGCUAGUGAAGGAUCGAAUGGAGAUGUUCUCGACUAUUUCACACAUGCAGCAUUACUUUACAGCUCUCUACCAACCUACGAUUUCUUUGAGCGUCAUGGAAUCGUGCCGUCGCAUGACAAAACCUAUGAGCUCGACCACUUGCAACGAGCGAUUCAAGAUUCACCACACGGUGCAGAUGCUACAAUCAAAUGCCGCAACCACAACGAGUUAUCAGAGAUCUGGUAUUCUUUCCAUGUCCGAGCCUCCCUUCGUGACGCAAUGGAUCUGUGGUGGGACGGUAACAAGCAAUGGAAUACUUGGGUCCCAGCCAGUCCACAGGGUCAGGUAUCGAACUGCCCAGCUACAGGUAUUAAGUACUUGCCCAAGCACGGCCUUGAACAACCACCAAGUUCUACGAUGACUCAUACGCAUACCGCGACAGCCACUGCUACUCAUACGCCAGGAGCAACCACGAAACCAUUUGUGGGUCAAGGAAGAAUGAUGGUCAAGGUUGUAUCUGAUGAGAGUAUGGUAGAGAAUCUGGGUGAACAGAAGCCAUUGGCAGAAAGCUCUGCUCAGUCUGAGGACUUGGAAUCUGCAACGCGACAACCAAUUCCUACCAGAUAUACAGGGUGUCUGAUUCGGAAAGGAACAUGGUACAUGUCGCACAGCCUUACUUCAUGUGCUAUUUUUACUGCACAUGACGAUGUCAAAGCACCAUCGACAGAGCACCUAAUCAAUCGAGACGAUGAGGACUACCAUCUUUUCACCCUCGCUUCCAGAUUUGCGCCAUGCUCCUUCGUUGAGGGCUCCCGCUCCACGUCGCCUACAGUGGCCAGUGACGACAACGGCGACAAUGAAGAGGUUACUGACACAGUCGGAUCCAUGUACUUUGCUUGCUCCGACGAUUUGCCAUUCCAGAGUAUCCUCAGUAAUGAUGCUUCAGUUAGCAAGCAACAUACGGAAGCCGCAAAGCGGUUGACACUCGGUGCACAGCACAAAUCGACAUUCUAUGCGGAGAAGAUACCCAGAAAGGCGCAGCAGGUUGAGUUAUGGACUGAUGAUGGCUGGGGAAGCAGGAAGAUCAAGGUUGAGAUAUACUGGGAAGGCAUAUAG